Messenger RNA from Trametes versicolor FP-101664 SS1, 1758 nucleotides. RefSeq lists its product as uncharacterized. The transcript is spliced from 4 exons. The record is from RefSeq and is a predicted model, not a curated record. NCBI's taxonomy places the organism in Eukaryota, Fungi, Basidiomycota, Agaricomycetes, Polyporales, Polyporaceae. Bases 1 to 1758 code for a protein of 585 amino acids.
AUGCCCGCGUCGCCCUUCUACCACCGCGACGACGAUCGCGACGCAACCCACAUCACCCUCGCUGCCUCCGACAUGUCUCUAAGAGACCCGUCUCCCAUGUUCGCCUAUGACGACCAUUCGCAAUACGACUCAGGCGCAAUGAUCUUUGGCCUCGACCUCGACGACUCGUUCAGCCCGCAGGAGAGCAAGCCACAGUUGUCAUGGGACCCCCACUACCCGAGCUACAGCAUGUCCUCUAUCCCCUUCCCCGGCUCGCCCGACUCGACAACCAGCCAGCUCGAGCCCGUCUCAAAUGGCCACAAUCGGCGCUUCGACUCCACCUUCUCUAACUGCUCGUCGAACUACUACCCCCCGACACCAGAGUUCAGCGAGUCUGCGCUGUACUCGAACUGGAUCGCCGACCCCGACGCGUCACGAACAGCGUCUAUGCCGAUUCCCAUCCCCGGCGGCCAUGCGCAGUCGCCGACAUUGUCGUCACCAUACGCCGCCUUCAGUGAGAACUCUGCGAUAUUUCCUGACGUCGACGCAUUCUCCCCGAAUACCGCCUUCGCCGCACUACAGCCACUCCCGCUUUCUCCGCCGGAAGACACCGUGAUGAUGGACCAACUGCGCAGCGAGCUCUCCGGCGCCGUCUCUCCGUCCGCGAACCUCUUCGCCGACCCGAGUGCGCCCUCCUGGGCUUCGCAGUUGUGGGCCGCACAGUCGACCGUGCCUUCUCCCGGAGCUCCGGUGCCUAUCGGGCCCCUAUCUACAGAAGACAACUUCGCGACCCAAAGGCAGCGAGUUCCUGUGCGAAGAGGGACUUCAGUCACACAACUGUUCCAGUCUUCUAGUGCGCCUUCGCCGUCCCACGCCCGCCCGCCGCUUCUGCACUCGCACUCGCGCCCGUACAGCACCAGGCGGUCAGAGUCGAUCAGCGAACACGAUGAUCGCGACGCCACCGUCCGCAAGAAGAAGCGGCCUGUGGAAGAGGGCGAAUUGCAGCCCCGAGAGAAGCGUUCCGAGAGUCCUCCCCUCAAGUCGACGCUUCGCCCGCCCAAACUGGCGCCCUCGGCGUGGCAGCUGUAUUUCACCGAUUGGAUCCAGCGCCACCAGGCUUCCAGUUCGAAGAAGCUCAAUGUCGCGCAGGCCGCGAAAGAGGCCGGACAGGAGUACGCUAAGCUGUCUGACGAGGAGAAGGAGCCGUACAGACGUCGCUCCCUGGAGGCCAAGGAAGCGCGAGAGCGCGAACUCAACGCGUAUAUGCGCACCCUGACGCCCGAGGACAUCAAGCGCGAGAACCAGUAUCGGACUGCGCAGCGCAAGGCCGGGAAGUCUCGCAAGGGGAAUCUCAAGGACCCGAACGCGCCGAAGAAACCGCUGAGCGCGUACUUCAUGUUCCUGCAGCGCAUCCGGUCGGAUCCCGAGCUUGUCCAAGAGGUUUUCGGUGACGAGACCGAGACUACGAAGCAGAGCGUCUUGGCCGCAGGCAAGUGGCGCUCGAUGACUGAUGAACAGCGCAAGCCGUUCCUCGCGCAGGCCGAACAGGAGAAGCUGGAGUACGAGUCCGCACGUAAGAUGUAUGAGGAUGGCACGACGGGCUACGGCACGAGUAUCAACUUCAGCAUCCUCCCCGGAAGCCCCAUCAACCUCAUGCCGAUCCCGAGGAACACCCCGCACCCGCUCAAGCAGGAGGCGCUGAGCUCGGAGAGCGAGAGCGAUGACUUCAUGACCGACGACGGCGCCGACCAUACCCUUGCUAUCCCCCGGCGCCGUUAA